AUGCCACCAGCAGGAAGCGGCAGCUCCAGGAAAAUCUCCUUCAACGUCUCGGAGCAGUACGACAUCCAAGAUGUCGUAGGAGAGGGCGCAUACGGUGUCGUAUGCUCCGCCUUGCACAAGCCCUCGGGCCAGAAGGUUGCCAUUAAGAAGAUCACACCCUUUGAUCACUCCAUGUUCUGCUUGAGAACACUGCGAGAGAUGAAGCUGCUGCGCUACUUCAACCACGAAAACAUCAUCUCCAUCCUGGACAUCCAAAAGCCCCGCAACUACGAGACUUUCACCGAGGUCUACCUAAUUCAGGAACUCAUGGAGACAGACAUGCACCGCGUUAUCCGCACACAGGAGCUGUCCGACGACCACUGCCAGUACUUCAUCUACCAGACCCUACGCGCCCUCAAGGCCAUGCACUCGGCAAAUGUCCUCCACCGCGAUCUCAAGCCCUCCAACUUGCUGCUCAACGCAAACUGCGAUCUCAAAGUCUGUGAUUUUGGUCUCGCUCGAUCCGCCGCUUCGACCGAGGACAACUCGGGUUUCAUGACCGAAUACGUUGCCACUCGUUGGUACCGUGCGCCAGAGAUUAUGCUUACCUUCAAGGAGUACACAAAAGCAAUCGACGUAUGGAGUGUGGGAUGUAUCCUCGCUGAGAUGCUCAGCGGAAAGCCUCUUUUCCCAGGAAAGGACUACCACCACCAGCUCACAUUGAUCCUCGACGUACUGGGUACGCCCACCAUGGAGGAUUACUACGGUAUCAAGUCCCGCCGAGCUCGCGAAUACAUCCGAUCUCUGCCCUUCAAGAAGAAGAUCCCCUGGAAGGCCAUGUUCCCCAAGACGAAUGAUUUGGCUCUUGACCUGCUCGAGCGAUUACUGGCUUUCAACCCAGUCAAGCGCAUCUCAGUCGAGGACGCGCUCAAGCACCCAUACCUUGAGCCCUACCACGACCCAGAUGACGAGCCAGGCGCGGACCCCAUCCCAGAGGAGUUCUUCGACUUUGACAAGAACAAGGACAACCUGACCAAGGAACAGUUGAAGCUCCUCAUCUACCAGGAGAUUAUGCGAUAA
Messenger RNA from Bipolaris zeicola 26-R-13, 1059 nucleotides. RefSeq lists its product as uncharacterized. Gene Ontology annotation, biological process: protein phosphorylation; intracellular signal transduction. NCBI's taxonomy places the organism in Eukaryota, Fungi, Ascomycota, Dothideomycetes, Pleosporales, Pleosporaceae. The record is from RefSeq and is a predicted model, not a curated record. The coding region runs from base 1 to 1059 and encodes 352 amino acids. The transcript is spliced from 5 exons. Gene Ontology annotation, cellular component: nucleus; cytoplasm. Gene Ontology annotation, molecular function: MAP kinase activity; ATP binding.